AUGGGUCUGUUGACCUCAGCUGACAAGGAGAAUAUUAAAAUUGCACUGCCUAAGUCGGCCAAUAAAGUAAUAGAUGUCGCAGUUGCAAGGUUAUAUAUUGCAUACCCCGAUCCCAAUCGAUGGACUUAUACAGGCCUUUCUGGAGCAAUUGUGCUGGUUGACGAUUUGGUGGGCCACUCUUUCUUCUUCAAGCUGGUCGAUAUUAAGGGUCACAAUGGAGUGCUAUGGGAUCAAGAAUUGUACGUCAAUUUUCAGUAUUAUCAGGAUCGUACUUUCUUCCACACGUUUGAGCUUGAAGAGUGCUUUGCGGGCCUGUUAUUUGAAGAUUUAAAUGAGGCAAGUCACUUCUUGAAGCGAGUGCAAAAACGUGAACGUUACGCAUCAAAAAAGACUUUAUCAAAUAAGAACGCCAUUGCAUUAACAAAGAAGAUCACAGAGCAGGAAUCUGGCAAUGUGUUCCAUGGGCCCCGUGGAGAGUCUCUAAUUGCAAAUCAGAGGGAACGCUACAAUUAUAAUAACACAGAACAUAUACCUAUAACAAAAAACAAGGCUCCUCCUCCUCCUCCUCCUCCUGUUGCAGCAGUGCCGUCAGAAGAAUCUGAAUCUGAAUCUGAACCAGACUACGACUCCGAGACCGAUAAUCAAACUUCUUCAGAAUGGACUUCAGCAGCACCAUCAAUGCCAAGCACACCUGCUCUGGGCGCACCACCGGCAGAGCCUGUUGCGAAACGUUCUUUCAGAGUACCUCCUGCACCUGCUCUUGGUACACCGCCUGCACCUCCCGCACCGCCCGCACCGCCCGCACAGCCUGCACCACCUGCACCACCUGCACCACCUGCACCACCUGCAACGUCGUCGCCUGUUUCUCCACAACAACCUCUGCCAACUGCACACAAGACUAAUAAUCCAUUUCCAUUCCCAGUGCCGCAGCUAGCAAACCAAAAACCGCCAGCGGUUUUCUCAAGUUCUCCACAACAGUUGGGGCAGCCUCAACAACAAUUUGGGCAGCCUCAACAACAGUUUGGUCAACCUCCACAACGGUUUGGUCAACCUCCACAACAAUUUGGUCAACCUUCACAACAAUUUGGUCAAUCUCCACAGCAAUUUGGCCAACCUCCUCAAAAUGGUGGUCGACCAGUACCAUCCCUUCCCAACAGAAGCGCCCGUGCCGUACCACCCCCUCCCAGCAGAUCAGCAAUUCCAGGAGGCGGGCGCGUUCCACCACCUGUUCCACCGUUACGACGUGGUCCAGCUCCUCCACCGCCACCUCAUAGGAAUACCAAUAUGUACACAAUGAAUAGAGUUUCUUCGGGUCCACCGCUCACCAGUAGUGCUACGGGUGGUAAGCCGCCGGUACCUCCACCUCCACCAAGACGUGGUCCAGCUCCACCACCGCCGGCGAGAGCUUCUCGUAUAGUCAGCAGCCCUCCACAGGCCCCUAUGGCACCAGGUUAUCAAAGCCAAUCUCCAUCCUAUUCACCUACUCCACCAACGACGUUCAACAGUGUGCGAGCGCAAGAGCAACCAACGUACCCUCAACAAUCAUUUGCCAUGGAACUACCUCCGCCACCAAUGCAGCAACAGAAUCAACAAUAUGUUGCGCCACCACCUCCACCUCCUUUCCCAACACAACAGCCAGGUGCCCCUACCGCAGUGGCGCCUCCGCCACCUCCGCCAGCAUUCUUAGGGCAACCACAAGCAUCAUCGGUACCACCUCCACCUCCGCCAGCAUUUUUAGGGCAACCACAAGCAUCGUCGGUACCACCUCCGCCAGCUCAAGGGCCUGAUGUUGAUUUUGCUGAAAGUACUGGUGAUAGUGGUAGGGAUGCCCUGUUAGCAUCUAUCAGGGGUGCUGGUGGUAUUCAUGCACUCAAAAGAGUGGAUAAAUCUCAAUUGGAUAAACCAUCAGUCUUACUGCAGGAAGCCAAGGGAGAAAAACCACAAAUUUCCUCGUCAUCUGCACCGGCGCCCGGCGGUGGGCCUGCGUCUUUGGCAGAUGCUCUUGCUGCAGCAUUAAAUAAAAGAAAGACUAAAGUUGGGUCUGACGAUUACGAUGAUGGCGAUGACUGGUAG
Zygotorulaspora mrakii is the source of this 2073-nucleotide messenger RNA. It is a transcript of the gene LAS17, whose product is annotated as actin-binding protein LAS17. The coding region runs from base 1 to 2073 and encodes 690 amino acids. The transcript has a single exon. The record is from RefSeq and is a predicted model, not a curated record. Lineage: Eukaryota; Fungi; Ascomycota; Saccharomycetes; Saccharomycetales; Saccharomycetaceae. Gene Ontology annotation, molecular function: actin binding.